UUGGUGAGCAGGGUAGAACAGCUAGACUGGGAUUGGACAGUAGUGAUUUCCUGGAUGCAGCCCGGCAAAGGGGCUGUCUCUUGGGAUCCUUGGCCUUUUCUAGGGACACAGUUCUGGCCCCUAGCCCAGGUUUUAGGGAAGGAUGAGUGUGUUGAGGCCAGUGAAGACAGGAGAGAGGAACAAUGUGGGAUUCUAUUCUAGAUCUACCACUAGCUCACAAUAGAUCUCUGGGUGGUCAGCGACCCUCUCCAAACUUGAGUCAUGUCUUCAGUAAAACAGAGCUGGUGCCAUUACCCAGCUCAGUUUGCAGGACUGUAGGAAGAGUCACUCCUGGAGAUAAUGGCUGUGAAGGGCCUUGUAAGGUGAACAUUACUUGCAAACAUAAGGAAUUUUACUUACUGAAAGGAAGGAAGGAACAGAGGCCAAAAGAGGCCCUCAGGUUGAGAUGUCCAGUUACACAUACAAAUGCUAACUUCUAGGAGGGUAGGAAGAAUUUGUAGCCUGACUCUUCCCACUAACUAGCAUGCCUGCUCUACUGCUCAUGGUCCCCUUCUUAUUGUCUCUUGACCUUUGGUCCCCUCUCCAGCUCAAGCCUCAGAGACCCCUUUAGCCUUCUUUCUGAGCCCUCAGCUCCAGGCACCCCUCCAGAAACCCAGCUGUCUUCCCAGGCCUUUCUCCAGCAAGGACUAGCUUCAUCUGCACCACAUGGACGUGUACACACAUAUGCACACACUUACGGUUCAACCUCAGACUAAAAUUAUCCUCUCCCCAGGGCAGGAUGAAGGGCAGCCGACUCCCUGGGGAGGGUGGAGACAGACAGCACCAAAUGGUUAGCCCAGAGAAGGGGCCAGAGCUAAAAAUGGACAGGGAGGUGUUUGUGGAGGGCCCCUCAGGCUCCUGCACCAUCUUUGUGGGUUAGGGACAGAUUCUGUGCUGGGUAGAGGGUACAGGAAAGGAAGGGAAGGGUGGAGUUGGAGGAUGGGGAAGAGACCCAGACCUGGGGGUGGGUGAGUGAUUUCUGGAGGACUUUAAGCUAUUCUUGUCCCUGAAGCUGAGUAGGGCCACUCCAGCCACAGGUCGUAUGCUCAUCUGAUUGAUGAUACCCAUCUGGAGGCCACUCUGAAACUGUGCAUUGCUGGUUGGGGUGGUCUGCCCUCUGGUGAUUUGGCAAAACCAGGACCUAUUUGAGGCCCAGCCGAGGACCAUCAGAUCGACCCAGUAGGGUGGGACAGGACCAAGUGACUGACUGGCUCUGGGGCCCUGGGUUCUAUCUGGCUCCUGGCUACCUUCAAACAGGUGGCCCAACAGGUGAGGGGCCCCUGCAGAGCCUCACCUGCCUUAUCGGGGAGAAGGACCUGCGCCUCCUGGAGAAGUUGGGAGAUGGCUCCUUUGGCGUGGUGCGCAGGGGCGAGUGGGACUCUCCUGCAGGAAAGACGGUGAGUGUGGCUGUGAAAUGCUUGAAGCCUGACGUGCUGAGCCAGCCAGAGGCCAUGGAUGACUUCAUCCGGGAAGUCAAUGCCAUGCAUUCGCUUGACCAUCGAAACCUCAUUCGUCUCUAUGGUGUGGUGCUCACACCACCCAUGAAGAUGGUGACAGAGCUGGCACCUCUGGGGUCCUUGUUAGAUCGUCUACGUAAGCACCAGGGUCACUUCCUCCUGGGGACUCUGAGCCGCUACGCCGUGCAGGUGGCUGAGGGCAUGGGUUACCUGGAGUCCAAGCGCUUUAUUCACCGUGACCUAGCUGCCCGAAAUCUGCUGUUGGCUACCCGUGACCUGGUCAAGAUUGGGGACUUUGGACUGAUGCGAGCCCUACCCCAGAAUGAUGACCACUAUGUCAUGCAGGAGCAUCGCAAGGUGCCGUUUGCCUGGUGUGCCCCUGAGAGCCUGAAGACACGGACUUUCUCCCAUGCCAGCGACACCUGGAUGUUUGGGGUCACAUUGUGGGAGAUGUUCACCUAUGGCCAGGAGCCCUGGAUUGGCCUCAAUGGCAGUCAGAUCCUGCAUAAGAUUGACAAGGAAGGGGAGCGCCUGCCCCGCCCUGAAGACUGUCCUCAAGAUAUCUACAAUGUCAUGGUCCAGUGCUGGGCACACAAGCCAGAGGACAGACCCACAUUUGUGGCCCUGAGGGACUUUCUGCUGGAGGCCCAGCCCACUGACAUGCGGGCCCUUCAGGACUUUGAAGAACCAGACAAGCUGCAUAUCCAGAUGAAUGAUGUCAUCACUGUCAUUGAGGGAAGGGCUGAGAACUACUGGUGGCGUGGACAGAACACACGGACACUGUGUGUGGGGCCUUUCCCUCGCAAUGUGGUGACCUCUGUGGCUGGCCUGUCAGCCCAGGACAUCAGCCAGCCCCUGCAGAACAGCUUCAUCCACACAGGGCAUGGCGACAGUGACCCCCGCCACUGCUGGGGCUUCCCUGACAGGAUUGAUGAGCUGUAUCUGGGAAACCCCAUGGACCCUCCUGACCUGCUGAGCGUGGAACUGAGCACCUCCCGAUCCACUCAGCAUCUAGGAAGGGUGAAAAGGGAGCCUCCACCUCGCCCACCUCAGCCUGCCAUCUUCACUCAGAGUAAGUGGGGCUGCUCAGGAUGCCUUGGCCCCUGCCCCCGCCCUCUCUCUCCUCUCACUUCUCCUCUCCUCCUGGAAGAGCCAACCUAUGACCCUGUGAGCGAGGACCAAGACCCCCUGUCCAGUGACUUCAAGAGGUUGGGCCUGCGGAAGCCAGGCCUGCCUCGAGGGCUGUGGCUUGCAAAGCCAUCUGCCCGAGUACCAGGCACCAAGGCAGGCCGAAACAGUGGGGGUGAGGUCACACUCAUCGACUUUGGCGAGGAGCCCAUGGUUCUGACCCCACGGCCCUGCGCACCCUCUCUGGCACAGUUGGCCAUGGAUGCUUGCUCCUUGCUGGACAAGACACCGCCACAGAGCCCCACACGGGCACUGCCACGACCCCUGCAUCCCACGCCUGUGGUGGAUUGGGAUGCACGCCCACUGCCCCCACCCCCUGCUUAUGAUGAUGUAGCCCAAGAUGAGGAUGACUUUGAGGUUUGCUCCAUCAAUAGCACCCUGGUGGGCACGGGGCUCCCUGCUGAGCCCAGCCAGGGUGAGACCAAUUACGCCUUUGUGCCUGAGCAGGCAGGGCUAGCCCCUGCCCUAGAAGACAACCUGUUCCUCCCCCCACAGGGUGGAGGUAAGCCACCCAGCUCAGCCCAGACUGCAGAGAUCUUCCAGGCACUGCAGCAGGAGUGCAUGCGGCAGCUGCAGGUCCCAGCUGGCUCACUGGUCUCCUCACCCAGCCCAGGGGGCGAUGACAAACCUCAGGUGCCCCCCCGGGUGCCCAUUCCCCCUCGGCCUACACGCCCACGUGUUGAGCUGUCUCCAGCCCCCUUAGGCGAGGAGGAGAUGGGUCGGUGGCCUGGACCAUCUUCUCCUCCCCGGGUGCCUCCCCGAGAGCCCCUGUCCCCUCAAGGCUCCAGGACUCCCAGCCCCCUGGUGCCACCUGGCAGCUCUCCCCUGCCACCCCGGCUUUCAAGCUCACCUGGGAAGACCAUGCCCACCACCCAGAGCUUCGCCUCAGACCCCAAGUACGCUACACCCCAGGUGAUCCAGGCUCCUGGCCCACGGGCUGGUCCCUGCAUUUUGCCCAUUGUCCGCGAUGGCAAGAAGGUCAGCAACACCCACUACUACCUGCUGCCUGAGCGCCCUCCCUACCUGGAGCGCUACCAGCGUUUCCUGCGUGAGGCCCAGAGUCCUGAAGAGCCGGCUGCCCUACCUGUGCCUCUGCUGCUGCCCCCACCCAGCACUCCAGCCCCUGCCGCCCCCACAGCCACAGUUCGACCAAUGCCCCAGGCUGCCCCAGACCCCAAAGCCAACUUCUCCACCAACAACAGCAACUUAGGGGUACGGCCACCAGCUCUGAGGGGUACUGCUCGGCUGCCACAGAGAGGCUGCCCUGGGGAUGGGCCAGAGGCUGGACGGCCAGUGGACAAGGUCCAAAUGCUGCAGGCCAUGGUGCAUGGGGUGACCACAGAGGAAUGCCAGGCGGCUCUGCAGAGUCACAGCUGGAACGUGCAGAGGGCUGCCCAGUAUCUAAAGGUGGAGCAGCUCUUUGGGCUGGGUCUGCGACCACGAGUAGAGUGCCACAAAGUGCUGGAGAUGUUUGACUGGAACCUGGAGCAAGCUGGCUGCCACCUUCUGGGCUCCUGUGGUCCUGCCCAUCACAAGCGGUGAGAGGUGUCUGGAGAGCAAGUAUCUGCCCUGAAGGAAUCACUUGAGCCUGUCCAUGCAACAGGGGUUGGGGAGACAUCCCCACUCAGGCCUGGAGGACCUGCUGCUCCCAGUGAAGAAAGUGAAGUCAAAGCAGCUGGAGACUGGGAGGCCCACUUUGCCCAUCUCACUCACCCAGUGCAGUCCCUGUGCACCUUGGUUCUGCUCUCGGUGUCCCAGCCAAGAAGUGGGAAGAGCCCUGUGAAGGCAGGCCAGGGAGCUGCUUCAGCAGGCCCUGUGUGUGACCAGCCUCUGGCUCCAGACCUUGGCUGGGUUUGUGGCUGGAGUAUGUCCCCAGGUUCUGCCUAGGGGUACCAGACUGAGAGGAAGUCAGGCUUGACCUGGGUAGGGAAGAUGUGUUGGCCACACGAGAGAAGAGGCAGCAACCUGCAGGCCCUCCCAGGGCUGGGCCCUUUUCCAGGGAGUCCCUGGCAGGCAGUUGGGGUAUCGGACAGAAUGUGACUUGGGGCCUUCCUAUGGACAUGUUAUGGGGCUUGGCUAGUGUUAGGAUUUUGUGCCUGGAAAUAGCCCGAUGUGGCUUAGGAAGCAGAGAGAGGGUGGCAGACUAUUAUAUAGCAGGGAUCAGGGCCUAGGGCCCUAGGGUUGGAAGGAGACCAAGGGGACAGCUGCCAUGGAGGGACACCACUGCUUCCUAUUUGACACCAACUUUUCCCUUUCACCAUUCCGUGUUUUCCCACCAGCCUCUGUCGCCAAAGUUGCUGCCCCAGCUAUGAAUAUCUGCUUCAUCCAGAGAAAUAAAGUUAGGUUCUAUUUUAUGUUA
Castor canadensis (American beaver) is the source of this 5043-nucleotide messenger RNA. The record is from RefSeq and is a predicted model, not a curated record. Lineage: Eukaryota; Metazoa; Chordata; Mammalia; Rodentia; Castoridae.